Molecule: messenger RNA, 4558 nt
Organism: Nerophis ophidion (straightnose pipefish)
Lineage: Eukaryota; Metazoa; Chordata; Actinopteri; Syngnathiformes; Syngnathidae
Gene: far1
Product: fatty acyl CoA reductase 1
Exons: 14
Coding region: 290-1843 (517 amino acids)
Biological process (GO): long-chain fatty-acyl-CoA metabolic process
Cellular component (GO): peroxisome
Molecular function (GO): alcohol-forming very long-chain fatty acyl-CoA reductase (NADP+) activity
Source: RefSeq, a predicted model, not a curated record
CUCGUGAGUGUCCACUGUGUACUUUUUCUGCGGCAUCCUCUCUUACACAAUUUAUAUAUAGUCAUUUUUACACCUUUUUAAACUUCUUUUACACAGCAGCCUUCGUCUGCAGGUUUCGGUGAGAAAAUUGUGGUAAAAAGUUGCUUCUUACCGGAGAUCAGCUGAGCUUGUGCCACCCAUUAAGCUGCCGUCGACUUCCCUGAGACACUGCGCGUCAACACACCCGUGGACACACACCUCCGACUAUCAGGAGAAGUGGUGUUGAGGAGUCAACCAAACCCAAACAGACAUGAUGAACAUACCAGAAUACUAUGCAGGGAAAAAUGUGCUGAUCACUGGAGCAACUGGCUUCAUGGGAAAGGUCUUGCUGGAGAAACUGCUAAGGUCAUGCCCAGGAGUUAAUGCGGUCUAUGUGAUGGUCAGGUCCAAAGCAGGACAGAAUCCUCAGGCCCGUGUUACUGACAUGAUCAGUAGCAAGUUGUUUGGUAGGUUACAAGAAGAACAGCCUUGCUUUGCAGAGAAGAUCAUUGCAAUCAGCUGUGACCUGACAAAGCCUGAACUGGAUCUGAGGAAGGAUAAGCAGAUCUUACUGGCUGAAAGCAUUCACAUUGUCUUCCACUGUGCCGCCACCAUUCGCUUCAAUGAACCGCUCAAAGAUGCAAUGCAGUUGAAUGUGUUGGCCACCCAGAAGAUGCUAUCUCUGGCCCACAAGAUGAAGCAUCUGGAAGUCUUCAUCCAUGUGUCCACGGCUUAUGCCAACUGUGACCGAGAGCUGAUUGAGGAAGUCAUCUAUACUCCAACUGUAGACUAUGUCAAACUCAUUGACACGCUGAAUUGGAUGGAUGAUGAGCUUGUGUCCACACUGACUCCCAAACUGAUAGGGCAACGUCCCAACACGUACACCUUCACAAAAGCAUUAGCAGAGUAUCUGGUGCAACAGGAAGCUGGGGACCUCAAUGUUGCCAUUGUCAGACCCUCCAUUGUUGGGGCCAGCUGGAAAGAACCUUUCCCAGGUUGGAUUGAUAAUUUCAAUGGACCCAGUGGAAUAUUCAUUGCAGCUGGCAAAGGGAUCCUCCGCACAAUGAGAGCAUCUAAUGAUGCUGUAGCUGAUCUGGUGCCUGUAGAUGUGGUCAUCAAUGCCACGCUAGCUGCUGCCUGGUACUCUGGAUUACAGAGAAGUAACAGGCCCAAAUCCAUCCUUGUUUACAACUGCACAACCGGUGGCAUCAACCCUUUUCACUGGGGACAAGUUGAAUACCAUGUAAUAUCUACUUUCAAGAGGAACCCUCUCGAACAGGCAUUCCGUCGGCCCAAUGUUAAUCUCACGACCAAUCACCUAAUCAAUCAGUACUGGAUUGCUGUGAGCCACAAAGCUCCAGCUUUUCUGUAUGACAUGUACCUCAGGCUCAUUGGACAAGAACCCAGGAUGAUGAAGACGAUCACUCGACUCCACAAAGCCAUGAUGGUGCUGGAAUAUUUCACCAGUCAUUCCUGGGUGUGGAACACAGACAAUGUCACCAUGUUAAUGGGAAACAUGAGCUCCGACGAUAAGAAGGUAUUUAAUUUUGAUGUGCGUCAGCUACACUGGGCAGAGUACAUGGAAAGUUACUGCAUGGGCACCAAAAAGUACGUGCUUAAUGAAGAACUGUCAGGUCUGCCUGCUGCACGCAAGCACCUCAACAGGCUCAGGAACAUCCGUUAUACUUUCAACACCACCCUGCUAGUGCUCAUUUGGCGCGUUUUCAUCGCCCGCUCUCAGAUGGCUCGAAACAUCUGGUACUUUGUGGUGAGCCUGUGCUUCAAGUUUCUCUCCUACUUCAGAGCCUCUUCCACCAUGAGAUAAUAAGCACUGGUUCAAAUGAGAAACAUCCAAACUACUCAAUGAACGCCAGCACCUGGCAUCCACAGCCUUAAUGUUCUAAUCUAUAACUUUUAUAUUCAUAUUUCUGUCACGUCAUACAAUUAGAUUGAGAAGACUGGAAAUCAAACUGCCAAGCCCCCUAUGUUUCUAGUUUGAUACUUUUUGUACAUUAAAAAUGCUAAAAACAGUCCAAUAUUUAUAACAUAAUCAAAAAUGAGUGUUAUAUCUCAUUAGUAAUACAAUCUUUAAUUUUGGGCCUGAAAAUGGCCCCCAGGCUGCACUUUGGACACCCCUGCCUUACAUAAACCUGAACAUUCCCUAAGAUAUUUAUUGGUACUAUUAAGUUACAUAAGCAUCACUUGCUAAUCAAUCUUUAUGUUGCUUCAUCUGGGACACUUUGAAAUUGCUAUAUCUUAUAAGUUCCUUAGUGUGUGGCAUCGUGACAUGAGAUACAUAGUGUGUGUGUGUGUGUGUGUGUGUGUGUGUGUGUGUGUGUGUGUGUGUGUGUGUGUGUGUGUGUGUGUGUGUGUGUGUGUGUGUGAGAUAGUUUGGUUUGCUUUUCGCAAUGUAUGUGCCAAGAAAGUUAAAAAUGAAUCAUGCUCAUGAUGCAUUUGCCGCCAUUGUUUUUGAUAUUAUCCAUGUAGUUCAUCAUGAAAUCUUGCAAGAUGAUGCUUAUCCUGUUUGCUUAACAACACUAACAUGUUUGUGUCACCUUGUCAAUGUCUGCCUUGUCUUCUGACACGGCUGAAAGCACAAAUACACGGAAGGCUGUUUAAGUCAACAAGUGGAACAACUCAUGUCCUACUUAGUGCUAAAACAGCAGACCUCGACAUACUGGCUUAUGUCGACAUAAAACGUAAAAUGGUCAAAUUUUGGAAAAAAUUGGCUCAGUUUAUGUCGGCAUUGUGAACUUCAUCAGAUUUGUGGUCAUGUGAAAACCAAUAUAAUCAAAGGAAGAAAGAUAUGUGAGGCGACAAAAACUGUCACUUACCUUCAAAACUUUGAAUUUGGACUAUACAGGUAAACGUCACGUCCCUUCGAGCUGUGUGCUUAUGGUAAGCCUAAGCUAGGAGGGACAAAAUGCAAAUGUAUGUAUGUAUAUGUACGUAUACGUACACAUAUGUACAGUAUACAUGUAUAAACAGUAUGUAUACAUAUACAGUAUAGGCCAAAAGUUUGGACACACUUUCUCAUUCACAACACAACUAAUGGUCCCAACCCCAUUGAUAAAGCUAAUCAGCACACCUGUGAAGUGAAAACCAUUUCAGGUGACUACCUCUUGAAGCUCAUUGAGCGAAUGCCCAGAGUGUGCAAAGCAGUAAUCAGUGCAAAGGUUGGCUAUUUUGAAGAAAUUAGAAUAUAAAACAUGUUUUCAGUUAUUUCACCAUUUGUGUUAAAUACAUAACUCCACGUGUUCAUUCAUAGUUUUGAUGCCUUCAGUGAUAAUAUCCAAUGUGAAUAGUCAUGAAAAUAAAGAAAAAACAUUAAAUGAGGUGUGUCCAAACUGUAGUGUGUGUGUAUAUAUAUAUAUAUAUAUAUAUAUAUAUAUAUAUAUAUAUAUAUAUAUAUAUAUAUAUAUAUACACCCAUCCAUCCAUCCAUCCAUUUACCACCGCUUGUCCACCCUGGGGUUGCGGGAGGCGCUGGAGCCCAUCUCAGCUGCAUUCGGGCGGAAGGCGGUGUACACCUUGAACAAGUCAUCACCUCAUUGCAGGGCCAACACAGACAACAUUCACACUCACAUUCACACACUAGGGCCAAUUUAGUGUUGCCAAUCAACCUAUCCCCAGGUGCAUAUCUUUGGCGGUGGGAGGAAACCGUAGUACCCGGAGGGAACCCACGGAGUCAUGGCGAGAAUGUGCAAACUCCACAGAGAAAGAUCCCAAGCCCAGGAUUGAACUCAGGACUAAUCAGGACAUUCGUAUUGUGAGGCACAUGGGGUUGCAGACUGCACAAACUCAAGCACUUGGUGGGCAAACAGACAUGGUCAUAGCGGACUGUCCCUAUUAAUGUUGUAAUUUUCUAUAUUACAUGUAUUUACACAUGAACACUCACAAUAAGUACUGAAACUUGGCAUUGAGUACUAUAUCGGUUUAAAUCCCUAUGCACCCAUUUGAAUUUUGCACAAACACAGGAAAAGAAGUCAACAAAUCCUUGAUGUCACAUAUGUCUCUGGGUAAAGUCACAAGUAAAUUAACAAGCAACAGUGUACCCCACAUUCUGCCCGAGUGCAGCUGGGAUAGGCUCCAGCACGCCCGUAUCCCCGUGAGGGACAAGUGGUAGGAGAUGGAUGGAUAGUUUCUGGUUCAGUCAACAAUCACUUAUGUUGAAGGCAGUCCGAGGAAUGUCGCUUUAAAUGUGUUCCACUGUAUUUUCCCGCUUGUUAACAUGCUGUCCUGUAAAUGUCCUGGUUAGGAUUCCAAAAUUAAUGUUUUGGUCUGCUAUUUCCACACUUUCUAAAGAAGUGUUUAGUGCCUACAUGUUUGUCACAAUGUGAAUAGUUCUAUUUAGCUACAUUUCAAACUUAGAGCUUGUAUUUUUGUAACAAUCGUGAUUUUCCUUUCCAAUCAAUAAUCAACCACACUAAUACAUUUCAGUGCUUUAAAUACUGUAACCGACACAAUGUCGACUGUUCUUCACAUUUCAAGUUACAAUUUUGACAUUUUUGCGUCAAUGAAAUAAAAUAACUCUGAAUAUG